CAUUUUGCAAAAUGGGGCACGUAAAAAUGGCGCACUUUUGAAGAUGGCGGAAAAAAACAUAAACACGAGCAGAAAUAACCUUGUUUUUAAGGCAACAUUAUGUUUUAUUCAGGCCAAGACAUAUACUUGAUUUGUUUGACUUGUUAAAUAAUCAAUGAAUAUAUAUUUAAAAACGUUUAACUGCAUGCAAUAUCCUUAAUACCAAUGAAAGCUCUAAAUGCCUUCCCCAAGAAAACGAGCAGUGCAGGCUGCAAAGAACAAAUUAAAGGUGAAAGUUUUUACACCUCCAAGACAGAGUGUACGCAUCAAAGCAAAUGCUGAAAUAAAAUCAGAACCCGAUGAUGAUGAUAUCUCUCCUAAGAAAAAGAAUUCAAAAAAGAAACCCACCAUUAAAUCCAAAGGAAAAACUGUCCAAGCUGCAACGUCUGUUAAGGAGAAAGCAAAAAAGAUAGCGGCAAGCAAGAAAAGGAAGUCUGCGUCUGAUAUUAAACAAGCUCCAAAGAUGUCAGUUUUGGCGUUAGCUGCUGCACGAAAAAGAAAGCUGAAUGGCGAAGAUGAUGAUGAACCUCCUCGAGUAAAAAGAGAAAAGAAAAAGGUGAUUUUUAAAAAGGCUACCAAAAAGAAAGCAAAUAUUUCUAAAAAGCGAUCAAAUCAAUCUAAUGAGUUUGAUGGUGAAGCAGAUUUUAUUAAAGAGGAGGUUGUUGAAGAAACUUAUGAUGACCAACCCAUGGUGGCUGUGAAACAAGAAGAUGAACAGAAAGUUGAAGAAGAAGAAGUCGAGCAUUUUGAUGAAGAUGAAGCUGCAGAGGAAGACGAUCAUAGUAAUCUACUCAUAAAUGAAGAACACCAGUAUAUCGACCAAUUGCAACAGCACCAAUUGAUGAACGAGCAUGGAGAGAUUGAGGUUCCUCAAGAACAAGUACAAGCUGAGCUUCAGCAGGAAAACGAAGAAGAUGAAGAUGAAGCAGAAGAUGACGAGGAUAUCGACGAAAAUUUGUUUUUUGGUAUUCCGGAGCAAAGAUCGCCCGAACUAGCGACGUGUACACAUUGCAAAGGAAAAUUUCGAAAAGAAGAUGUGCACGAACAUAUGUUAACAUGUCCUGAAAGAUAUGUGCAGUGCCGAGAAUGUGGAAAGAUUCUGUCCAAUCUCCAAACUUUAGAACGCCACCACAAGCGAUUCCAUCUGAAGAUACGCGAAGUACCAUGCACGCUGUGCGACAAGAUGUUUAUCGAUGAAGCUGCAGCGAGGAAGCAUUUAAAGACGGUUCACUUUAAAGUGAAAAACUUUCACUGUCCACACUGUGACAAGUCAUUCUCACAGCGCAACAAAUUGACAUACCACGUGCGCACUCACUCUGGUGAAAAACCCUAUUCCUGUGCUGAAUGCGGAAGAAGCUUCUCCUUGCUAUGGAAUCUAAAAACACAUCUUCGAACUCACACAGGUGAAAAACCGUAUGCUUGUGACACAUGUGGCCGACGUUUUACACAAAAGCAAAAUAUGACAUCACAUUUAACCACCCACCGUAAACCAAAAUCAGACAAAAGUUUUCGAACGCAUUUCCCUUCCGAUCUGGACGACUACGACAAUAACGCAAGCGGGAUUAUUUCUACGGAUUUUUCUUCAAAAUCUUCCAAAAACUACAGAGCAUAUGAACAGGCGAAGCAGUUGGGUGCGCAGUCUAUCGGAAGUGGACAUUAUGUGUUGGGUGAUAUGCAGAGCAUCGAAGUCCACACAGCCGGUGAACAGGAAGGCGAGCAAAAUGUUGGCCUCGAGCAUGGUCUUGGCUUGCUGUCAUCUGUCGCGCGUAAAGGCGAUUCAACUGAUGUACAAGUGGAUGGUAUUGUAAAUAUUCCGGAUAGCCAACUGAGUGGAAGCAACCUGGAUCAGGUUGUCGAGGUACUUAUUCGUUCAAACAGCGAGACAGAUAAAACUGGCAACCAACUCAACAGUGGAAAUCAAUCGCGUAUCAUACUUGAUCCCAAUACACAAUCCAUUACAGAUGCAGAUGGUCAGGAAAUACCUAUCGACACCAACACAGCUGCCGGGCUGGCGAAUAUCUUACAGAAUCCCGACGUCCUUGCUGCUAUUAACAACGCUGCUUCCACUAAUAAAUUCAUUGUGAUUGGACCCGUGAGUAUGUUUGACGGCUCCAACGCUCAAUCGAGUGGGAGCGCCACCUUGUCCACCACUGACAGCACUAUUGGAGCAGAGGCUAACACCACGUUUACGCAAGAACAACUAGCUCAAAUCCUUGCACAGCAAGAACAAAACGCUACAGCUAAUCAGGUUUCGUCGCAAACUGUGAACGAUUCCAUAUCGGCUACCACUGCACUUGCUGCCAUGGAGAAUUACCUUCAAGGAGAACAGCCGUCAAGUUCGUUAAGUAAAACUGAACAAGUGGUUAACAACAUUAUGGGGUCUAUACAGCCGGACGGUAAAAGUGGUCCCAGUGCUGUGGUACAAUCAGCCCAAGCUGCUAUUUCACGUGCUUCAAAUCUCACCAUUUCUAUGCCGCCAAUGUCUCAAAACACGUUGACGAUUUCUCCAGCAAAUUUAGCAAUAAAUGCUGAUUCGACACAACGUAUAAAGUCGCUGACGUUAACAACGAACAUCUCGUCAUCAUCCGAAGUAAGUAGUUCAGUGGAUAAUGUUGCGCUACACGAAGCUCAACACAUUGAAGUCUCGGAAAAUAUGGAGGUGCAACAGCAGAUGGAAGCAGAAAGCACAACACAGCCUGUCGAAUUUAACCUUGUGCAGCCUGAAGACGUGAUUGACAACGCAACUGAUGGAGUUGCAGACAGCACAGGUAUGGUGGGAGACCCCGAAAAUGAAGCAUCAAGCAGCGGAGAACCAAUCCUAAUGCUUAGUACCGAUGAGAAUGGCCAACCACAGAUUAUCGUAAGGAUGCCAGAUGGUUCCGAAACAAUUAUGUCAGAUCCAGCCUUAGCGGAAAGCUUAAUACAGGUACCUACUAUCACCAAUGCAGAAAUCGAAGGAGUGAGUGUAAACAACGAGGCUGAACCAGUUCAGAGUAUAUCAAUUGAUCAGAUGACUGGUGCAAUGCAACUACAAUUACCGGAUCAAGGCAUUCCACAACCAAUGGAGCUUCCUACUCAAAGUACCAUGGAGCAGCAGUUCACUGUAUCACAAAGUACGGAAGCAUCUGAACAAAACAUGGCUGAGGAACAGCAACUUCCUGAUCAAAGUCUAGACUCAGUGCCUACUUUACCGAGCGAUAAUGUCGAUUCGAGUGAAAACGUUGAACUGGUAACUCACACGCAACAAGAUGUAAUUACGGAGUCGAGUGACAACAGCAACACGCAAACACCCGACAGUAGUUCCCAGUCUUUUCAAAGAGUCGUUGCCGAAAGUCAUAUCGAUUCAAGACAGGGCGUGUUCGUUAUGGAACAUGUGUCGGGCUCCGAUCAACCUGCUCAAAGCGAUUUUGCAGAACAAAGUAACAUUGACUUUACUGAACAAGAGAACACAGAAUUCACGGUAGACAGUAGUAGUAACAACGAUAAUGCGACAGUAGAUGUUUCCGGUAACAGUUAUUUGCAACUAGAUGAUAUUAGUCAAAGUACGAACGCUGAAGAGCAGGUUAUAAACGCAAGUCAACCUGACGGUGAAACUGUAACUUCGACAGAUCAUUCUGAAACUUAAUUUUGCAUAGUGCUUUCGUCUUGUCCUGAAAGACAGAUUUUUCAGAGAAAAAGCUCUUUUUUACGAAUUCUUUAUAAGAAAAAGUGGAUGAAGUAAUUUUUGCUCUUUAAACUUUAAUUGAGUGAAUUUUCGUACAAAAAGGUUUGCGGAUAGAAGCCCUUGAAACUUUUUUCUAAUAAGUUACCUGUUCCCGAAAGUUUUAGGUACGUUUCGACAUUUUUACGGUUAUAUUAUAGGUUUUGCCGUGUUAAUAGUGUACAAAAGCUUUAAUUAUUCAAUCAGACGUAAUGUUAUAAAUAUUGUUGGAAGAAAAAGAAAUCGUAGUAAAAUCGAGCGUCCGUUAUCCGACCUCGUUACCAGGGAUUUGUUUCCUAAAAGAGAGUCGGAACAAACCUUUCCAUGUGGAUGGUUUUUUCUUUAGUGAUUCUCGCUUCUUUCCUUGGGUGAAAACCGUCGUUAGAAAUUAUUGGCCGCUCGAUUUUCUACGUGUUUUAUCUUAUUAUGGUGCGCGAAGUACAUAUGCGAAAAAAACGUGU
This is a messenger RNA of Hydractinia symbiolongicarpus, 4200 nucleotides long. RefSeq lists its product as uncharacterized. The record is from RefSeq and is a predicted model, not a curated record. The transcript has 8 exons. Bases 218 to 3664 code for a protein of 1148 amino acids. Gene Ontology annotation, cellular component: transcription regulator complex; PcG protein complex. Gene Ontology annotation, biological process: regulation of transcription by RNA polymerase II. NCBI's taxonomy places the organism in Eukaryota, Metazoa, Cnidaria, Hydrozoa, Anthoathecata, Hydractiniidae. Gene Ontology annotation, molecular function: DNA-binding transcription factor activity, RNA polymerase II-specific; RNA polymerase II cis-regulatory region sequence-specific DNA binding.